AUGUACCUCCUUGUGUACGUGGAUUAUAUUGUCCUGGUUAGCUCCUCUCCGACGGCUGCUGAUGCUCUUGUGACUGCGCUUGGCCGAGAUUUUGCAGUUAAGGAUUUGGGACAACUUCACUUCUUCCUCGGUAUUGAAGUCGCUCAUCAGUCUCGUGGCAGUUUGGCUCUCACCCAGAAGAAGUACUCUCUUGAUCUCUUUGCGCCGUGCUGGUAUGCUCAAGUGCACGACAUCGCCUACGCCCAUGUCCUUCACCAACAAACUUUCAGCUGCCGAUGGGUGUGCCAGUAUCUUCAUGCACCUACUGAUGUGCACUGGUCUGCUGUGAAGCGCAUACUGCGGCUUGCGCAAAAGUACAAACAUGUUAGAAAGAAAUUCAGAGAAGGGGAAAAUCAACAGUCUGACAGCGACUUGAUCGGACCGAUCGGCACGCGUGGCACACCUUCUUUCCACACCUCCCGGCUGAAGCUGCUGCAGAAUCCUCAAACCAAUCAACCACCAUCCAUCACCGGAGAGCAGAGGCAGAGCAACAAAAAUCUGUGGACGUUCUGCCCGUUCACCCAACCCCUUCCGCGCGCCGCCUCCCUCGCCCGCGAGGACUCUGCGGAUCUCUCUCAGCGGCAGCAGCAAGCAGAGCGGAGAGAGCAAUCCGCCAUGGCCAUGGUCGCCUCCACCUCCAUCGCCUACCACAAGCCGCGUUUGUCGGUGGUGUGCAGGAAGAAGGACCGGGAUAGGGAGCUGGAGCGGGAGAAGGAGCACAAGUACCCCUUCAAGGUCGUCGAGAUCACGCCGCCGCCGCGAUGCCUCGGCGUCCGCUGCUUCCCCAUGAACAUCCACUGCGGGGAGAGCGUGACGAUCGAAGGGCAGGCGUACACGGUGUCGGCGGUGACGCACCGGUACCAGCUGCGCAAGGGGCGGUACGAGCCGAGCGAGAAGCGCCUCGACGUCCUCUCCACCGGCAGAUACAUCCUCAACCUCUAUCUCGACAGCCUCCUCGACAAGUCCUAGACUCUCUAUGCUCUACUCUAUACUACUAGUACAAAUUUAUUUAUUCUACUACUACAGCAAAUUUAUUUAUGCCUCUACUGUACUGUACGUAUGUACGCUACUUCUGUGAAGGCCGCGCACGCAUGCACGCAUUUGGUCC
This is a messenger RNA of Aegilops tauschii subsp. strangulata, 1147 nucleotides long. RefSeq lists its product as uncharacterized. The record is from RefSeq and is a predicted model, not a curated record. Lineage: Eukaryota; Viridiplantae; Streptophyta; Magnoliopsida; Poales; Poaceae.